Lynx canadensis (Canada lynx) is the source of this 5042-nucleotide messenger RNA. RefSeq names its product mitogen-activated protein kinase kinase kinase 13 (gene MAP3K13). Gene Ontology annotation, molecular function: protein homodimerization activity; JUN kinase kinase kinase activity; ATP binding. Lineage: Eukaryota; Metazoa; Chordata; Mammalia; Carnivora; Felidae. The transcript has 15 exons. Bases 650 to 3682 code for a protein of 1010 amino acids. The record is from RefSeq and is a predicted model, not a curated record. Gene Ontology annotation, biological process: protein autophosphorylation; JNK cascade.
CAGGUGUUUUCAAUGUCAGAAAGAACUAAGUUUAACAAGAACUCUGCAUUAUUCCCCUAACUAGUGAAAGAGAGGGAAUGAAGGUGGGGGAGAAUCAACUUUCUGGCCUCUUUUUUGCCAUGAUUGCACAAUGUAUAGAUUCUAAGGACAAGAGAAAACUUUUAUUAAAAGAAAACACGGUUUUUGAAGCUCAGAGGAACGACUAUAUUAGUUUUUCCCCCAGGAACAUAUGGGAAAGAAACGUCCUCAGAAACCAAAGCCCAACUAUCAGAGAUUAUGAGAUUUUUCAGGCUCACCUUAUGAUCAUCCUUGCGUUUGUCUCUUUAAACACGUUGAACUCGACCUUAAAGAAGCUGCUGCUAAAUAGUGGUCAAGCAGUAGUUAAAUUAACAAACCCUCCCACCUCGCUCCACUGGGUGGUAGCUUCCAAGGCCACAGUAAACGUGUCUCAAUGUGAAUCUGAUCCAGAAACAGCCAGGAAGGGAACAAAGUUUAGUCUGUGAGGAAAUAGGUGGCUGCCGGUAGUUUCAUGCUGUCUGUCCAGAUUUCACUUUGCUGUGUGGUGUUUUGGAGCCCUCUCUUGCAUCAGAACUCUGUCCUCCUAAUCCUCUGAGUGUCAUCUCAGGAUCCUGGGCACACUCAUGGCACGAUGGCCAACCCUCAGGAGCACCUGAGCUGCUCCUCUUCCCCACACUUACCCUUGAGUGAAAACAGAACCUUCAAUGGACUACAAGAUGAGCUCACACCUACGGGGAGCCACCCUUCACCCAAGCUCCUUAAGGACCCGCAGGAAAAGGGGGGAGUACACACAGAGCUAACCGAGAACAUGAACAGCCCCAUCACCACAACAGUGUUGACGAGUGUGAGCGAAGAUUCCAGGGACCAGUUUGAGAACAGCGUUCUUCAGCUAAGGGAACAAGAUGAAUCGGAAAUGGCCGUGUCUCAGGGGAACAGCAACACCACGGACAGAGAGAGCACAAGUGGAACCGAAGACAUCAAGAUUCAGUUCAGCAGGUCGGGUAGCGGCAGUGGUGGGUUUCUGGAAGGACUAUUUGGAUGCUUGAGGCCUGUAUGGAAUAUCAUUGGCAAGGCAUAUUCCACUGAUUACAAAUUGCAGCAGCAAGAUACUUGGGAAGUGCCAUUUGAGGAGAUCUCAGAGCUGCAGUGGCUGGGUAGUGGAGCCCAAGGAGCUGUCUUCUUGGGCAAGUUCCGAGCGGAGGAGGUGGCCAUCAAGAAAGUGAGAGAACAGAAUGAGACGGAUAUCAAGCAUUUGAGGAAGUUGAAGCACCCUAACAUCAUCGCUUUCAAGGGUGUUUGUACUCAGGCCCCAUGUUACUGCAUCAUCAUGGAAUACUGUGCCCAUGGACAACUCUAUGAGGUUUUGCGAGCUGGCAGGAAGAUCACACCCCGAUUGCUAGUGGACUGGUCUACAGGAAUUGCAAGUGGAAUGAAUUAUUUGCACCUCCAUAAAAUUAUUCACCGUGAUCUCAAAUCACCUAAUGUUUUGGUGACUCACACAGAUGCAGUAAAAAUUUCAGAUUUUGGUACAUCUAAGGAACUCAGUGACAAAAGUACCAAGAUGUCCUUUGCCGGCACAGUUGCGUGGAUGGCACCAGAGGUGAUACGCAAUGAACCUGUCUCUGAAAAAGUCGAUAUAUGGUCUUUUGGAGUGGUGCUUUGGGAGCUGCUGACGGGAGAGAUCCCUUACAAAGAUGUGGACUCUUCAGCCAUCAUUUGGGGUGUUGGAAGCAAUAGCCUACACCUUCCAGUUCCUUCCACUUGCCCUGAUGGAUUCAAAAUCCUUAUGAAACAGACAUGGCAGAGUAAACCUCGCAACCGGCCUUCUUUCCGGCAGACGCUCAUGCAUUUAGACAUCGCUUCUGCUGAUGUUCUUGCCACCCCACAAGAAACCUACUUCAAGUCUCAGGCUGAAUGGAGAGAAGAGGUGAAAAAACACUUUGAGAAGAUCAAAAGUGAGGGAACCUGUAUACACCGAUUAGAUGAAGAACUGAUUCGGAGGCGCAGAGAAGAGCUCAGGCAUGCUUUGGAUAUUCGUGAACACUAUGAGAGAAAACUUGAGCGGGCUAAUAAUUUAUACAUGGAACUGAGUGCCAUCAUGCUGCAGCUGGAAAUGCGGGAGAAGGAGCUCAUUAAGCGUGAGCAAGCAGUAGAAAAGAAGUACCCUGGAACUUACAAACGACACCCCGUCCGUCCAAUAAUCCACCCCAACGCCAUGGAGAAACUCAUGAAGAGGAAAGGUGCGCCUCAUAAAUCAGGGAUGCAGACCAAACGGCCAGAUCUGUUGAGAUCUGAAGGUAUCCCCAGUAUGGAGGUGGCUCCCACCGCAUCCCCUUUGUCUGGAAGUCCCAAAAUGUCCACCUCAAGCAGCAAGAGCCGAUAUCGGAGCAAACCCCGCCACCGCCGAGGGAAUAGCAGAGGCAGCCAUAGUGACUUUGCAGCGAUCUUGAAAAACCAGCCAGUGCAAGAAAAUUCACCCCAUCCCACUUAUGUACACCAAGCUCAAUCCCAGCACCCUUCUUCCCAUCACCAUAAUCCUCUGCAGCAGCAAUACCAGCAAUGCCCUCCUGCCGUGCCUCAGAGUCACCAUCCCAGACUCAACAUGCACGGACAGGACAUUGCAACCUGCGCCAACAACCUUAGGUAUUUUGGCCCAGCAGCAGCCCUGCGGAGCCCACUCAGCAACCAUGCUCAAAGACAGAUGCCUGGCUCCAGCCCUGACCUCAUCUCCACAGCCAUGGCGGCAGAUUGCUGGAGAAGUGCUGAGCCUGACGAGGGCCCAGCUGGCCCCUGGGGCUGUUGUCAGGCUGACCCUUAUGACCCCUGCCUCCAGUGCAGGCCAGAACGGUGUGGUUCCUUAGACAUACCCUCUGCUGAGCCAGUGGGGAGGAGACCCGACCUUUUCAAGUCACCAGCACACAAUCCCCUCUCGGAAAAUGCCCAGGGUUCUGAGAAAAUGGAAGAAAAUGAAUUCAAAGGCUGUAGGUCUGCAUCAUCCCUUGGCAUCCCUCAUCACGUCACCCCCCCAGUGCUACCUCGAAACACAAGGCCCCUGCAAAAGAGUGGAGAUGACUCCUCAGAAGAAGAAGAAGGGGAAGUAGAUAGUGAAGUUGAAUUUCCACGAAGACAGAGGCCCCAUCGCUGUAUCAGCAGCUGCCAGUCGUAUUCAACCUUUAGCUCUGAGAAUUUCUCUGUGUCUGAUGGAGAGGAAGGAAAUACCAGCGACCACUCCAACAGUCCUGAUGAGUUAGCAGAUAAACUGGAAGACCGCCUGGCCGAGAAGCUAGAUGACCUGCUGUCCCAGACGCCAGAGAUCCCCAUUGAGAUAUCCUCGCAUUCAGAUGGGCUCUCUGACAAGGAGUGCGCCGUGCGCCGCGUGAAGACGCAGAUGUCUCUGGGCAAGCUGUGUGUGGAGGAACGUGGCUACGAGAAUCCUAUGCAGUUUGAAGAAUCGGACUGUGACUCUUCAGAUGGAGAGUGUUCUGAUGCCACAGUCAGGACCAAUAAACACUACAACUCUGCUACUUGGAAUGAAAAUGGAACUGCCAUUUGGGAGCUCCCUGGUAUUCAUCUUAGUUGUAUUCCCUCAUUUUCUGUGUGCAACAACAAUCAUCUGAGGAUGCAGGUUCUGCCCUGGAGGCCAGUGGAUGCACUGUGGCUUUGACUUGAUCCUGAAAGCUCCCGGGUGGGCAGAUGACUGAGUGGAUGGACAAAUACUUCAAAAGCUGUAAACUUUCUCAAGUUUCUUAAGAAAUAAAAUCAUGGGACUACAUUAGAGGCAAAAAGAGAAUUAUUUAGUCCCCUGGGAGGAGCCGACCUAGGGAGUUGCUGCCCGGGGCCCAUGGGUUAGGCAGAUUCAAGAGCGGGCAGCACAGUUUGUCAUCUCCUUCUUUCCAGGUCCCAUAGUAACAACUUUUUAUUUCUCCUGGCUGGGAGUAGCAGGGAAACAUAAAAAGAAACAAGCAAACAAAAAGAAUAUGUAUAUCAUGACAUUGACAUAAAAUGCCUAGCUAUGAUGUCAUCCCGUAAUAAGACUAGAGGCAUUCUAGAAGGAGGCCUACUCACUUAGAGGGUGAUCGGGCCGGAAAAGUACCUUAAAAGGCCAUAUUUUCCAUCCUUGGACUUCAGACCACACUCAACUGUGAAUCUCUCUGGUUCAUUUCUUCUGGGAACUGAGAGUUCAUCUCUUGAGACUUCAGACCACACUAAACUAUGAAUCUCUCUGGUUCAUUUCUUCUGGGAACAAGUCUAUGUCCCCUUUCUCUCCACCAUAAAACACACUUUAGCUCGUCCAGUUCUUGCCCACCUGUAGUGGCAAAAGGAAACAGGAGGGUCGGCUUCUGUCUUACAUCUUUCAGUGAUGGUCUUCCUCGAAAACCCACACCUGAUACCUCAUAACUUUGAUGUUUUUUGAAUUCCCAAAUAUGAUAAUGCCAUAUACCUAUCUGGGUUAACUGUUAUAAGCAUGUUAGGGUAGUAGACAGUGUUGAAUCAUGAGUCAUUCACUGUAUUGUUGAGAGUUGAAUAAAGCUCCACAUUGAACCCUUUUAUUUAUUUAUUUAUUUUUAGUAGAAGUGACGAGAGGCUUCAGAAAAGUCUAGGUUAAAAAUAGUCUAGGUUAAAAAGAGAAAUGCCUUCUCUAUCCCAGCCUUGCCCUUCACUGCCUGCCUUGAGCUAACCAGGACAAUUUUGAAUCCAUGUGUGUUUCUUGGAGAACAGCUCCACAUCCUCUGAGGAGUGCUGAAUCUAAGAGCUCAGGAAAUUGAAGAGCUGAUCCUUCAGUCCUGAGGACUGUGCCACAAUGCUUUAAGGAACCUCACAAGACUGUGAUUUCAAGUUCAUUGUUGAUGGAAAGCUUAACCCCCUUGGGAUCAGUGUCCACAUUCAUUUAGCGUCUGUUUUUGACUGACUACAAGAUAACGAGUUUUAAUCUGUGUUGCAGAUGAACAUUGGUUCUGAUUUUCAUCUAUUUCUAGAUCAUGUCCUCUGGUAACAAUUCCUAUUAAAAUUGCUUUGCAGAGGGA